Messenger RNA from Bursaphelenchus okinawaensis, 1601 nucleotides. Lineage: Eukaryota; Metazoa; Nematoda; Chromadorea; Rhabditida; Aphelenchoididae. The record is from the annotation of a GenBank genome assembly.
AUGUUGGAGUCAAAGUCCCGGUCGAUCAUGUUGUUUCAGAUCGUUGUGACGUUGUUGUUUAUUGGUAAGUAUCUUACCGUCAGCUACAUACUCUUUUGCUUUUUUAACGCUAUAUAUGCACCCUUGUUUACGAAUUUACCUUUUAAACCGUAUACCUUGUUUAAAAUAAGCUCUUUUAUACUUAUGUUUCAGGACAAGUUGUUGCAUCUGAGAAAUCUACUUGUUAUGAAUGCUUUGGCUUUAACGAUCCGACUGCUCCGGAGCAGGUACAAUUGACAAUUUGUUAUUGUUUGUUCAACUUUUUUUUUUAAUUUAAAUUUUUUUUUUAAAUUUUUUUUUAAAUUUUGUAUUUUUUAGGAUGGAAAUCUCAACUUUUCCAGACAUUGUGCUGUUGUGGACGAACAGACAAAAAUUUCCAGGCCAUGUACAAAAGAACUAGGUUGUAGAUACGACAUUUUCUCUUACAAGGCUACGACCGGCAAGGGUAAUUAAAUUAUAAGAACUGGAAGGCAGUUAGCCUUUAUCAUACCGUUGUUUUGCUUCUGGAGCUUGUUGGUCAUGUCCAGGGCCGGGAGCGAUACCUGUGCUGAUUUUUUUUUGACCCUCGCUUCUAGACCAAAAUUCCUCGCCCGGCCGUUGUUAUAUCUAUGAAAUUUUGCGUUAAGCUUGGUAGGUUUUAGUUUGCAGGUUGAGGCUUAAGCUUAGUAGGUUCAAGCACUAAAAGAUGAGGUUUGGACUUACCAGGUUUAGGCUUAGUAAGCUUAGGCUUAGCAGUCUGAGGCUUAAGAUUUAAAAUUUUAGGCAUAGUAAGCUUAAGCUUAACAGGCUUACUCCUACUAGAUUAAAGCUUAGGCAUUUUAGGUUAAGGCUUAAUAGGCUUGGGUUUGACUUGCUUUGUAGGCUUGGGCUUAGUAGGCUUGGGCUUAGUAAACUUAGGCAUUGUAGGCUUAAGCUUAGUUGAUUUAGGCUUAGUAGGAAAAGGCUUAGUAGGCUUCGACUUAGUAGGCUUAAGCUCAUAAACGUAGUACAAUGAGAUUUAGGCUUAGGUUUGAUAGACUGAGGUUUAGGCUUUGUAAACAGGUGCUUAGGUCUGGUAGACCGAUGUUUACGACAUCUGUUUUGAUUUAUAGACAUCUUUUAAUACGUUAUAUUUCAUCUUACUUUAACAAGUGUUUUUUAGUGUACGACGUGACAAUGCGCAAGUGCAAUAGAUUUGGAGAUGAGGUAAGGCUGUAUGUUGUACAUGCACACGUUGUGCUCUAAUCAAAUUCAUAUUUUAUUUUUACUUUACCUUUAUAUUGCAGAUAGAAGAAAUUUGCAAAAACAAGUCGGGUGAACAUCCGUUUGAGAAAUAUUCCGUGUAUGGUUGCAUUUGUCAGGGAGAGCUGUGCAAUACUUUCACCUUCACCACAACUCUAAUGCCAAUCACAACCGAACCUGAACCUACAACCGAUCCCGAAUCCACAACCGAUCCUGACUUUACGACUGAAGACCCGGGAAACUCGACUGCCAAUUCGACCGCUCUAGCCUUGUUACCAACCGACUGGUCGAUUUCACUGACGACAUUGAUUUCCAACUACAUUUGGCUUUACUUGUGGUAG